UAUCAGUGAAGAUCUAGUCAGUGUGAAGUGAAACAUAUAAGCUGGUCACUACUCAGUCUCACUGCUGCUCCUUCUAUUCAGCCAGCCAUGUCUGUUAAUGUCUGCAGGAACCUUGGCCAAUUGGAAAUGGAACGCCCAUUGGUCACGAAGUCUAGUUGCAUAGUCGAAUCGACGAUCUACAAUUUGGGCGGUUGCCCUUGGAUUGGUCCGGAGGAAGGACUUCAGUGCAUACAUUUACCACCGUUAAAGCCUCGUUGUCCACAUGAUCAAGACCCGGGAAAUGACUUCAAAUCAGUGCAAAUCGAAUACCAGCCAGCAUGGUUAUUAACCAAUCCUAACCCGCUUCAUGUCAGGGGUAGUGCAGCAGCUGCUGUCGGUUCUGACAUUUUCUACUUCGGAGGAUUUCGCGGCAUAUAUUCUGAAAACGUAACCUACCAAAAUACCGUCGCCCAUCUGAAUCCAAGUACGCGGACCGUUUCCCUGGUUAACACUCUCGGCAGUUCGCCCACACCGAAGUCGAGGGUUGGUAUGUGUUCCAAUGUGGAAUUGAAAGAAUGCUAUGUGUUCGGUGGAGUUGGGGAGCGUCCCUCGCAAACUGAGAGCGUUCAAACCCCAGCAUCAUACCUGGAAAUAAUCAGCGGCACAUAUGUAAACAACGCAGUACAUGUGCUGGACACAGGAGAUUAUGCUAGUACUGGAAGCUGUACGUGGAGAGAGAUGCUGUACACUGGGUACGCUCCAGACCCAAGAUAUAACCCUGCGUUCACCAAUCGCAACAACAUAGCAUACGUCUUUGGCGGAGCUUGCAAUUCCACUUUGGAAUUCAAAAAUGAUCUUCAUCGAUUAAAUUUGGAAUCCGCGGAGUGGAGUGGUGCUUUGCCAGUGACUGGAGAACUGCCUCCAGAGCGAUGCCAUGCUUCUUUGGCCCCGAGCUCGACGUCCCUACUGGUUCUCUGUGGUGGUUUGGGGUACGAUGGAACGAACAUGAAUUUCCGCAAUGACAUUUUCAUCUUUCAAACUGACUUACUAUGCUGGUAUUGUGUGAACACGUCACACAUCCAGCCCCCAUUGGAGUCACUGUAUGAACAUCACUCAUUCAAAAAUCCCAUCGGUGACGUCUAUAUUGUAGGUGGUUGCACGUUGACCCACAAUACCGAUCAAGCAACGCCGAUCGUCAGAGUGCGUACGGAACCGCUGUCCUUGCAAAAUCUUGCUCUGCAGGUGUAUGGAGGCAUAGCGACUUCAGAAGACGUUGAAAGCUUGAAAUAUUUGUUUCGGUGGCUUGUCCGUCAGAUUCGAAUGGAGCCAUGCAGUAGCUGCAGCCCCCCUCACGCCUGGAUGUAGUCAUGGUAUUGAAUGAAGUAAACAUUUUGCCCAUUCCACUGCUAGGAACGCUGCUGGUUGUUCGUCGGCCUAGCUUUCUGAACAAAUCUGGCUUUUCUUUCACUCACUCACCCACUCACCCACUCCCUCUAACGCACUUGCUAACGUAAUCUCUCUAUCUCUUUCCCUUAUUCUUUCAGUCUCUCUAGGUCCCACAUACAAUCUCUCUCUUCUCUCCCCACGGUGCGCGUUUGGCGCCUUUGCUCAGGAGGUCACUGGUGGAGGGAGCGUACUUCGCCUUACCUCCACGGCUUUUUAUAGCACCUACACGCCCUUUGUAGUCUAUGUUUGUUGUUGUGGUUUUUGUUGUUCUCCUC
Molecule: messenger RNA, 1700 nt
Organism: Sycon ciliatum
Lineage: Eukaryota; Metazoa; Porifera; Calcarea; Leucosolenida; Sycettidae
Product: kelch domain-containing protein 1-like
Exons: 1
Coding region: 88-1344 (418 amino acids)
Molecular function (GO): protein binding
Source: RefSeq, a predicted model, not a curated record